AUGGAUCGAUCUACGGUUGGUACUGUACGUACAUCGGAUACAAGUGAAGAUGAUUGGUAUGAAAGCAGUGACGCUGGAAGCUCCGAGACAAGUUCAACAUACGUGCCAUCUCCUGGUCCACAAGUAAAUACGACUCGUGAUAAUCGAUCCAUUUCAACUGUUGAAGAAGAUGAAGAGAAAGAAAAUUACUAUUUACAUACGACUUGUCAGCGCCUUGAUCGGACGGACUCGUUCUUGCCAAUGAUGGCAAUGUCAUUCUCUGGUCCAAUACCUCUUCUUGAAAGAAAAGAGAGUGAUGAAGAACAUAAUGAGAUUGAUACUAUUAUCUGUGAUCCAUCCAAACUUCCACGUACAUUGAUUGUGGAUGAAGAUGGAUUUACACUAUCUAGAGAAAGUGUCAUGGCUCGUGCAGCUAAUGUGCCACAUGGAGGUGUGAUCAAGUCAGGAUUAUUGUUCAAACAAGGUUUUGGAUUACGAGCUGGUGGCUGGAAAGUUCGUUUUGUUGUGCUCACGAGUACGAAAAUGACGUUUUUUCGAGAAGAACGUGGUCGUAAACGUGGCGAAAUUGACCUGGCUAAAUGCAGCGCCAAGAGCAUUGAAAUCAUGCCUCGUGACUCUAUCUUUGACGGCUCGCAGGCCACAAUGUGGCGAUUUGCAAUCCGUGGCAAGAGUCGACGGAUACUGCUUAGCGCGUAUACGGAGAGUGAUAUGAAGGAUUGGCUACGAUGUCUUCACGUGGCGCUGGCGGUGCAGGGCUCUGGUUUUGGACGAUACACGGACUUUGUAGUGCCAAAUGGCACGUUCCUAGCUUCGAGGAGUGGCGGACUAAUGCGGUCGUCCGGUAAUUUGUAA
This is a messenger RNA of Peronospora belbahrii, 852 nucleotides long. The record is from the annotation of a GenBank genome assembly. NCBI's taxonomy places the organism in Eukaryota, Oomycota, Peronosporomycetes, Peronosporales, Peronosporaceae.